AUGACUUCUAAAGAUUAUUAUUUUGAUUCUUAUGCACAUUUCGGAAUACACGAGGAAAUGUUGAAAGAUGAAGUGCGAACAUUAACAUACAGAAAUUCAAUGUAUUAUAACAAACAUCUAUUUAAAGAUAAAAUAGUACUUGAUGUUGGUUGCGGUACUGGUAUACUCAGUAUGUUUGCUGCUAAAGCUGGUGCUAAGAAAGUCAUUGGGAUUGAAUGUUCCAGUAUCAUUGACUAUGCUCAGAAAAUAAUAGUUGAUAAUAGACUAGAUAAAGUUAUAACAUUGGUAAAAGGUAAAGUAGAAGAAGUAGUAUUACCUGAUGGUAUCGAGAAAGUUGAUAUUAUUAUCAGUGAAUGGAUGGGUUAUUGUUUGUUUUACGAGUCUAUGUUAAAUACUGUCAUCUUUGCCAGAGACAAAUGGCUGGCUAAAGAUGGUCUGAUAUUCCCAGACAGAGCUACUUUGUAUAUAUGUGGUAUUGAAGAUAGACAGUAUAAAGAUGAAAAAAUUAACUGGUGGGAUAAUGUAUAUGGAUUUGACAUGAGUAUUAUUAGAGGUGUAGCUAUCAAUGAACCAUUAGUUGAUGUAGUAGAUCAUAAACAAGUUGUCACUAAUUCUUGUUUAGUAAAGGAAGUUGAUAUAUACACUGUUAAAAUAGAAGAUAUGGUAUUUACACAACCUUUCCACCUUCAAUGUCGAAGAAGUGAUUAUUUACAUGCUUUAGUUACAUUUUUCAACAUAGAAUUUACCAAAUGUCAUAAACGAACUGGUUUCUCAACUGCUCCAGAAGCUCCUUAUACACAUUGGAAACAAACUGUAUUCUAUUUGGGUGAUAAUGAUUUAACUAUUAAGAAGGGAGAAGAACUGAAUGGUACCUUUUCCAUGAAGCCUAAUAAACAAAAUAAUCGAGACUUGGAUUUUCAACUAGAGCUAGACUUUAAGGGAGAAUUAUCAGAGAUGUCAGAGAGCCUUCGAUACAAGAUGAGAUAG
Molecule: messenger RNA, 987 nt
Organism: Lottia gigantea (owl limpet)
Lineage: Eukaryota; Metazoa; Mollusca; Gastropoda; Lottiidae
Exons: 9
Coding region: 1-987 (328 amino acids)
Biological process (GO): peptidyl-arginine methylation
Cellular component (GO): nucleus
Molecular function (GO): protein-arginine N-methyltransferase activity
Source: RefSeq, a predicted model, not a curated record